UAGAGACUUCCGUUGAUCAUCUCUUAUCUUUCUAUCGGCGAAAGUUGAUACUUCAAAUUGAUUCUUACUUUGACUUUUCAGAUUGAUUUUCCAUAUUGAAUUUUAUUUUCGACUUUUCAGAUUGAACUUUUCACUUAUUUUCAAUCUUCAAACGACCACCAAAGCCUGAAAAACAACAUGUCGUCUCCUGCCAGCGACAAUACUAUAGCGACUGCCGACGAUGACAUCCACAUUGAUGAAGACGAAAACGUCGAAAAGCCUACUAGUUCUAGAUCUUCUAAAUCCAAAGCUUCUUCCAAUGGCUCGUCCAGUAAGAGACAGAAGCCAGGACCGUCAGUGGGAAAGAAGCCUACGGCCGAAGUCCUCCAGCGCAGAAAAGAAGGCAGAAUAAAGGCUGCAGCCACAAUUGCACAGAACUUGAAAAAGACUGGGAUUGGCAGAUUUGAGGAACAGAACGGGUUUGCCUUCACUUCUGUAAAGCCCGUACCCUUGCUCAACCAGAAGAACUACUUUACAGAAUACUUGAGAAGAGACGAUCAAGUCUCGUUUGUAAGAAAUAGAAGAGCCGAACUUAACCAGAGACAAAAUGCCACACUGAAGAAAGCAAAUGGCGCCAACACAGAAACCCAGAGCACUGAUCCACAGAACUUUGACGAUUUCGACUUGAACAACAUCGAAGCCGAAAUGAAUAGGAAGAAGGCAGAAUUGUUAGCUGAUGAAGAUGACGACGAUGAAGAUGAAGAAAAUGAAACAGAAGAAGCACAGGAAGAGAAGGCAAAGAUCGGCCAUGAUGUCAUUGUUAUCCACCCUGGCUCCUCCUAUAUACGGAUAGGAAGAGCCACCGAAGCCGUGCCAGAGACAAUUCCUGCCGUUAUUGCUGUGCCCAAUAGUGUGCAUCACGAGCCUAAACCUCCAACGCCACUCAGAACUGUAGGUAAUGACGGAGAAGCAUACUUCAACGAUACAUUUGAUGAGAUCAAAAAUGUAGUCACCAAGAACUUCAAAGCCAGAAUGAGGUACUAUAAAAGAAGGGUUUUGCCUAACUCCAGGGAAACGGCUGCUAACUACAAUAAGAAACAGGAAUCAGAACGUAUUCCCGACCACAAUGAUCCAUACAAGAAAGAAUGGUUAGACAUCAACAGUGCUGAGUAUAGCUCUAAAAAGUUCUUCGUAGGAGAAGAGGCUCUUAAACUUCCACUCAACCCCAAGAAGUUUGAGAAGUUUAAACUCAGAUACCCCAUCAUCAAUGGUAACUUCAACAUCUAUUCUGAAGACUAUAACUCACCACAAGAAAUCUUGGGUGACCUUGCCAGCAUCUUGUUGGAGUCGUUAGAUCAACUUGAAAUUAGGAAUCUUCUGCAGUUGAAGGCUAUUCUCGUCAUACCUGAUUUCUACGACAAACAAUACGUGGAAGCCUGGGUAGACACCUUGUUCAAGUUUGUAGGUUUUGGUAGAGUAGGCAUUAUUCAGGAGGCCGUCGCAGCCACCUUUGGUGCUGGUGCUACAUGCGCAUGUGUAGUAGACGUUGGUGCUCAUACGACUACCAUCAGUUGUGUGGACGAAGGCAUGAUCAUCAAUGAUUCACGAGUCUUGUUGAACUACGGAGGUGACCAGAUCACCGAAUGUUUCAUAAAGUUGUUGUUGGAAAACUCUUUCCCGUACAAGGAAAUUGACUUAGGCAGUAGAGUUGAUGACUGGGAAUUGGCUCAGACAUUGAAACACAAUUUUGUUACUUUUCAGGAUGCUGAUAUCGCUGUGCAGUUGUACAAUUUCUACAAGCGUAAGCCGUUUGAAACGACGGAAAAAUUCGACUUCAAGGUCUUUGACGAAGUAAUGUUGGCUCCCUUGGGACUUUUUUAUCCUGAAUUCUUCCAAAUUGACCACGAAGAUUUUGGCGAAAAGAGGCUCUUCAGACCUUCUACAGAUCAAUACACUGGCAAACUAGAUAACCCAAUUUCUCGUUCUCAGAAUAACUUACGAACUAGAUUGUCGUUUGCUGAUAUGAACGAGGAAGACUUGUUGGUCAGGCUCAACGAACUGAAGGGGACAACUGGAGAACAAGAUCCAGUAGAAGAGUUCUCCGGAGAAUCUAAUUUAAGAAGAGUACCCUUGGAGAAGGCUAUCAUUGAGUCUAUCACCAAUGCCGGUUUGUCUACGGACUUAAACAAAAUCAAAAAGCUCUAUGACAACUUGUUGAUUGUAGGUGGGGGAUUCGCCAAGAUUUCUGGUUAUGAUCUUAUUCUUUCGGACCGUAUCAAUAUCUGGAGACCCAAGUUCUUAUCCAGCAGUUCACUCGACAAGAUUUUGGAGUAUGUCAAUACCGAAACCAAAAAAACUGAAGAAAAGAAAAAGGCAUUGAUCCACGAGUUGAAACUUAAGAAACAAGAAAACCCAGAACAGAAUCUAGAUGAAGUGCAACUCACAGAGGAAGAGUUUGAACAGAUCGAGCAAAAGUCCGAGCUCAAGUUGGACUUGGACUAUGUAGAUUCUAUCUACGAUCAAGGAUCAUUGUUGCCUGUCAAUGUGUUACCACCUCCCAGAGAGUUUGAUCCAGACAUGUUGACUUGGAAAGGUGGAAGCGUCUAUGCUCGUUUGAAGGUGGUUAAUGAGAUGUGGAUCACCUCCAGCGAAUGGGAUAUGCUUGAAACGAGAUGUUUGUACUACAAGAGUUUGUUCAAUUACUAGAUGGUUAAUGGUUUACCAGACGGUUCAUUGUCCAGAAUCUUUCAAUUUGCCAUUAGUUAAUUGUUUAAUUGUCUUAGAGUCCUUUAUUUGAAAAGUAUUUAAAGAUUAAUUAUAUGUAUUAUUAUCCCAAAGUAAUUGUAUACUUAUAUAUGUUUACCAUAAGGUACCAAGCCUUGAAUGCAAAAGUGAUAAAAAAGUUUUGAUAAGUUAAAUGCAAAGACAUUGCUAUUCUUUUCUCAGGAGAACGAAUAGGCUAGCAUGGAGAAUAGAAUUUAGUAGUCAAGCGACAUUUUUGGCUUUUUUGGAGCACUCAAAGUAGCUCCAGCCAACACCGGAGUCAGUUGACGGGAGAAUUUCAAAUUUGUUCCGUUGAUCAGACCGAUUGCUGGACUAGUAGUCUUCAAGGACAAGUUGAUGGGGCUUACACUGUUGGAGCGAGUUUCUUCUACAGACAAUCCUUUAGACUUGAGUGUCGACUUCUUGUGCUUGGACAAGUUCAUGAUGUUUGACUUCAGCUUGAUUUCAUUGUCAAAGUCCCAAAGUGUCUUUUUCCAUUGUGAGAGCUGCGAAUGCAACUCAAAGAGUUUGACAAGUGCCUUCUUGUUGGCAUCAGUAGACUUUGCAGGUGUGGCGUUCUUGAGUUUCUGGUAGAGUGUCUCAUACUCCUUGUACUUGAACUUGAACUUCAUGGCAAGAUUAGUGUAAUAGUCCAUUCUUUUUGAAGUUGAAAUGGUAGAAGAUGGAGGCAAUGGGACCGAAUCGUUAGAUCUGAUACGUGGAGUGUUACGCAAGACAGAACUGGUAGAAUUGUUGCUGCUGGAGCUGAUAUUAGAUGUUACAGUAGAGCCAGAUAUGUUUCCGGACGAAUCGUCUUCGAUUUCUUC
Scheffersomyces stipitis CBS 6054 is the source of this 3569-nucleotide messenger RNA. It is a transcript of the gene ARP8, whose product is annotated as Arp8p. Bases 178 to 2685 code for a protein of 835 amino acids. The record is from RefSeq and is a predicted model, not a curated record. NCBI's taxonomy places the organism in Eukaryota, Fungi, Ascomycota, Pichiomycetes, Serinales, Debaryomycetaceae. Gene Ontology annotation, cellular component: Ino80 complex. Gene Ontology annotation, biological process: regulation of DNA-templated transcription; double-strand break repair. The transcript has 2 exons.